GACGCCAGAGUUAGGAACCUAAUCGCCUGUAUGGCUGUAGAUGAACAAGGUUGGAAGAACGGUCUUGGUCUCAAAGAGUAUUACGAGAAGUUUGGGUUCGAGCAAAUGGGCCAUCUGAAAAGGGUUGGCCAUAAGUUCGAUCGAUGGAUUGAUACAAUUUACUUGCAACUCUGUUUGUGGUGACAUCUGAUGCUGGUAUAGCGCCCCAGAACCCUCAAGAGCUAGAAGAAAACCUAGCAUCUCCCGAUGUAGCAAUGCUUUGCAAGGUAGAACACGCUGAGUACGCCUCUACGUGGAUUCGGGAACGGAAAUCUUUUACAGUACCAUUCUUCAACGGAGGUUUGCAAUAUCGGCUACAAAUUCAACACCAAGGCCAAAAACUGGAAAUUAUGCUCUUGAAUUCAAUCUUGGCUCUGCUACCGCAUCAUCCAGAGGUCUUUUUGAGACGUCAACCAGCUUCAAAACAGUGCCGAUUUCUCGAUCUAUUAGCAAUUCGAUGCCACUUUCCAGCCUAUUCCAUACAUUUUUCGACAAUAGUUUGUCAUAUAUGAAUCAUGUGAUAGCGCAUUCGGCAAUCUAUUCGAUUCCCAUGAACCACC
Mytilinidion resinicola is the source of this 599-nucleotide messenger RNA. RefSeq lists its product as uncharacterized. The transcript has 2 exons. The record is from RefSeq and is a predicted model, not a curated record. Bases 255 to 551 code for a protein of 98 amino acids. NCBI's taxonomy places the organism in Eukaryota, Fungi, Ascomycota, Dothideomycetes, Mytilinidiales, Mytilinidiaceae.